UUAAGAAAGAUAACUCUGGAAAGUUUGUUUGCUUACACGAGUUAUCUUUUUUUGCGAUCGUACAGGUACAUGCUGUUUAUACCGAUACUAGGUAUUAAGUCUUCAGUAAAACCUAGCAAUAAAUUCGCCAGAAGGCAAAUUAAUCUAUUCAAAGUGUGAUUUUGUUCUCGGUCUGGUCAUUUUUUUCGAAGAUGUUGUUGAAACAGUUGUUCACUACAGGUAAACUCAAAACAACAGCACCAACAGUUCCUGGUCUGCCCGACCCCGGGGACUGUACAGAACCUCGGAAAGCGGCAGUAUUCCAAGCUGCAAAUGAUGCAGUUGAAACUAUUGUUACAAGUACUACCGAAAGUCCUCUCUCGACACCUAGGAAAAGAAAGCAGGGUGAACAUAACCACCUGGACGAAGAACAAAGGGCUACAAUUGGCAGACUCGCUGUUGAAGACGGUGUUGCAAUGGCAACAAGGCACUUUAUGUCAAAUUCUGGUAUUAAAGUGUCAGAAGUCAGAAUCAACAGUAAGAAGCAUCCUAGACCGAUAUCUAAGAGCAAGAAAAGCAUCUGGGGAUUCACAUCUCGCUGCUCUUAUAAAUCCCCUCGAGGAAACACUUUAAUGCUUGCUUCCUUGGAUAGUGAGGUACAAAACUGGAUCCGCCAAAUACGGCUCAACGGGGGUGUUAUCAAUUUGAAAAUCGUUAUGGCGGGGACGGAUGCUUUUGUGACCAAGUUCGACGGAAAAAUAUUAGCCCGGUUUGGGGGCCACAUCGAAAUCACUAAGCAUCUUGCUAGGUCGAUUAUGCGCCGUAUGGGUUUUGUAAAACAGAAAGGGACAAAACCUGUUAAAACUUUACCAAGUGAUUUUGACGACAUCAAAUGUGAAUUUGUAAAAAAGUCAAUAAUAUUGUGAGUGAGUAUUCUGUUCCGGAUUCUCUUAUAAUCAACUGGGAUCAAAGUGGAUGCCAGCUCGUUCCCGGGGGUGAGUGGACAAUUGAGGAAAAAGGAUCAAAGCAGGUUACAGUCGCCGGAAUUAAAUGAUAAGAUAACACUUCUUUUAGGAAUAACGAAAUCGGGAACUUUACUUCCCCGCAACUUAUAUAUGCAGGAAAAACAUGGCGCUGUCUACCUCAAAGUGUAGAGUUUCCAUCUGAUUGGGAUAUCACGUUCACCGAAACUCACUGGAGCAACGAAAGUUCGAUGCUUCGAUAUGUGGAUAAAGUGAUCGUGUCCUAGGUUAACGAGAUUAGAGAGGAACUUCCGUUAGAUCGAAUCAACCAGAAGGCCAUUGCUAUU
Magallana angulata is the source of this 1288-nucleotide messenger RNA. RefSeq lists its product as uncharacterized. The transcript is spliced from 2 exons. The coding region runs from base 192 to 905 and encodes 237 amino acids. The record is from RefSeq and is a predicted model, not a curated record. Lineage: Eukaryota; Metazoa; Mollusca; Bivalvia; Ostreida; Ostreidae.